UCGUGCGCGACGGGGCGGCGGGUGGUCGGCCAUGAGCGAGGUCCGCCACGCGCUGCUCCGCCGGGACGCGCUGAGCGCCGCCAAGGAGGCGCUCUACCACCUGGACGUGCUGGUCAGCAGCCAGCUGCAGAGCGCGGCGCUGCCUGCCGGGGACGCGGGCCCGGUGGAGCUGCUGGAGGAGUUCGUCUUCCAGGCGCUGCAGGAGCGCGGCGCGCAGCCCAAGAGGCUGAACCCGGUGCAGGAGCUGCAGCUGCUGGAGAUCCUGUGCGGCUACUUCCAGGAGCAGAGCAAGGAGGCGGUGCGGCAGGUGGUCUUCUCGGCGCUCUUCACCCCGCAGGGCAACAAGGCGGACGACAGCCGGAUGGCGCUGCUGGGCAAGCUGGUCUCCAUGGCCGUGGCCGUUUGCCAGGUGCCCGUGCUGGAGUGCGUCGCCUCCUGGCUGCAGCGCACCCCGGCCGUCUACUGUGUGAGGCUGGCCCAGGCCCUGGUGGAUGACUACUGCAGCCUGGUGCCCGGCUCUGUCCAGACCCUCCAGCACAUCUUCAGCGCCAGCCCUCGUUUCUGCUGCCAGUUCAUCACUGCUGUCACCAUGCUGUACGACCUGUCCUCAGAUGACCUCAUCCCUUCCCCUGAUUUGGUGGAGAUGGUUGUCUCCUGGAUCUUCGAAGACCCCCGGUUGAUCCUGAUCACCUUUCUGAACACACCAAUUGCAACAAGCCCGCCCAUUGGCUUUCUGGAGCUCACUCCACUCUGUGGCCUGAUCUGCUGGUGCGUGAAGGCCCCGCUAGCUUACAAGAGACGGAAGCCUCCCCCCUCCAACGACGCCCUCAGUGGGAAGAUGGCCGGGGAUGUGCCGGACAGCUGUGACAGAGACUGCCACCUGCUGUACUCCAAGCUGCACCUCAGUGUCCUCCAGGUGCUGAUGCUGCUUCAGGGGCACUUGACCGAGAAGAACCUGUACGGACGCCUGGGGCUGGUGACUGGGGAGCAAAUGGCUUCCCUUGUGGAGGACGUGUGCCUUCUCUCUGACAAGCUGAACCCACUCCACGCAACCAAAGAGAUUGAGCUGGCUUUGGACCGGCUGGCCCAGGUCUUGCAAGUGGCCAUGGCCUCCGGAGUGUUGCUUUGGACGAGAGAGAAUCUAAGGACAGUGUGUUCUGGGCUGCCGCAUAACAACUUGCUCCAGCUGGUGAUUUCGGGCCCAGUCCAACUGCCAGCCCAUGCUGCUCUGCCCCCAGGAUUUUAUCCUCCCAUCCAUACCCCUCCGCUGGGGUACCCUGCCCACGCAGCGCAUGCGGCUCUCCCAGCUCAUCCUGUGCAGGCAUUCAUGCCAGGCCUGGCGUUUCCUUACCGGCCCAUCCGCUGAACACCUCUGCUCCAGCUCUGUCCAGCGCUUCAUCUUUUCCAUGCUUUGCGGAAGCCUUAUAAAGAGCUUAAAAAAAAAAAAUCUAUAUUUAAUAGCGAAGCAAGCCUAAAGAAAGAGAUGGUCUUUUCUCGGAGGAGAGAACUGAUGGUGCCGGACAUUAACAUGGGAAAUUAAAACAUGCUGGGAAAGUGGAUUGGCCACAAGUAGUUUGGUUCCAGCCUCUGAAUGGGGAAGAACUUUUUCUUUCCCGCUGUUGACUCGGUAUGAUUCUUAACUGUAGAGGAAGGCAGGAUUAAUUGUCUGUGUUUUUUUCGCUGAGAACCUUUUUUGGGUAACCAUUUUUUUCCUGUCCACCAAAACAAAAGGUGUGGAUAGGUAUGAUGUAAAAAUAGGAAAGGGAUAGUUAAGUCACAUUUUAUAAAAAUAGCAAAAGGAUAAUUAAGUCAAAUUUUGUAAGCUGUUUUGAUGGAUCUUUUAUGUGAAGAACCUGUGUGCAUUUUUAAAACAGCAGGUUUCUGCUUCAAAACUAGCAGUCUAGUAUUUUCUGUACAAGGACUGGUAGCUGAUCUUUCUUUUCUGAUAGUAAAUCCAAAUUUGAUUAGAGAAAA
This is a messenger RNA of Candoia aspera, 1974 nucleotides long. It is a transcript of the gene INTS15, whose product is annotated as integrator complex subunit 15. The record is from RefSeq and is a predicted model, not a curated record. The transcript is spliced from 6 exons. The coding region runs from base 32 to 1366 and encodes 444 amino acids. NCBI's taxonomy places the organism in Eukaryota, Metazoa, Chordata, Lepidosauria, Squamata, Candoiidae.